Messenger RNA from Alligator mississippiensis (American alligator), 3960 nucleotides. It is a transcript of the gene CFAP95, whose product is annotated as cilia and flagella associated protein 95. Bases 217 to 771 code for a protein of 184 amino acids. NCBI's taxonomy places the organism in Eukaryota, Metazoa, Chordata, Crocodylia, Alligatoridae. Gene Ontology annotation, cellular component: plasma membrane. The record is from RefSeq and is a predicted model, not a curated record. The transcript is spliced from 7 exons.
GAUGGACCUGAUGGAGCGCAAGGGGGCGCUGAGCCUGCGCUCAGGCUGCACGCGGUACAGCAACACCACCCUCCUGCUGCCCAGCAUAUACAAUACUACUUCCUCUGAACAAACCCUGUUAAUAGCAAGCUCCCACCUUUAACAAGCGUAAGCAACAGGCAGUGACUUUUUGCACCAUUGACUCGAGUGACCAUAAUAAUUUUAGGGAAAUCCAGGAUGAGCCUUCAAGACAGAGAGGCUGAACCUAAGGAUUAUAAUAUAAACCAAGUUCCUUUGGGUUCAAAGAAUUUAUGUCGAUCUACUUACUGGAGACUUGGAAAUAUGGAUGAAGUGUGGGUCACUACAUAUCAGGAUCAUUUGUCUCAACCCUUUACAAAUAAAGAAUAUAAGGAAAUGAAGAUUUGUAAAUCCAUGCUAAAUGAAGAUAACUUUGAAGACAGUGUUAUUGACAGGGAAACUGGACUACCCCAAACAGUCAUGGGAGCCGUAUUACCAAGACACUCUCCAGACCACUUUAAAAUGGAUCUAGAUACAACAUACCGUAUAGAAUACGUUCCUCCAUAUGACUAUACACCAUAUGUUGGAGUCCAACCAGAUGGUUAUUCUGUAGUUCAUAGAAAAUGUCAUUCUCAGUUUACUGACACAGCAGAUUACGGAAGACAUGGCAUCAACACUUGGCAAAAUGAGAGUGGGAUUUAUGCCAAUGCAGCUAUAAAGCAGAAGUUCUUCCCAGUAACUAAUCCUAUACCUUCAAAUGUACUUGAUUCCUAACAAACCCAAGUAACUGAAUCUGAAAAAGAAAUUCUGCAUUUCACACAUUGACUAUAUUUACCAAAUUAUAUAUAUAUAUAUUUGAAAUACUUGCUUUUGUUUGCUUUACAGGAGUGACCCAUCUACAGUAAGGAAAUAUAUGGCAUAAGUUUGUAUGAAUCAUUUGUAUAUAUUGAGUAUUUUUAUGAUUAAUAAUUUUAUGGUACGUUUCUAGAUGUAUACACUGGAGAUCAAAGGUUUAGCUGAAACCCUUUUUUUCCAAUAUGAAAAAUGACGAUCACUUAGAUUAAGACUACAGACAAUGGCACUGCUGCCCACAAAAUUCACAUUAACUGACAGGCAGUUUUCAGUAAUGGACAAAAAGCCAGCAAUCCCUCUAACUUCCACAUUUUUUUCUCUUUGUUAUUGCCACCUUGCUUCUACAGACUUGACCUGAACUGGAUAUAAGACUUAAAGGGACCUUUCUAGGUCAUCAUCAUAUCCAGUCUUUGCUUAUUGUAGGCAACUAUCUCAUAUAGUCUUGUUAAUAAACUUUUUGAGCUUCAUGUUAAAAUUAGGCAGGUUUGCCCUCACCUGGAAAGUUAUUCUAGAAUCUCACUCUUCUGAUUAGAACCUCUUCUAAUUUCUAGCUUAAAUUUAUGCAGAUACCAUGUCUCUCUUUGUCAUGUUAUGGCAUGUCUCUAAAAAGCUCACAUUUAAUAGUCUCACAUUAGAAGUUGAUAAAGUAAAAAAAAAACUUCUAACAAGAAAUGAGAGGAAAAAACAGUAAGGGUGAACUUUUUUUGAUAUUCACCUUUACUCUUCAUCACAGCUGCCUCCUAUGGAAUUUGCAUCAUCUACAUUGUUGUCCAUCACAGCACAACCCUUAUUAUCAUCCAGAUUGUUACAAAAUGCAGCAUUUUUAAAAACUUUUUACUAUAAAGUUCACCAGGCACUUUCAUGCAGCCUUGAUCCACUCACAUACCCUAUUCCUGGGUGUUUCAUCUUCUUGGUUUGGGUCAAAGCAUGGUUAUUACUCACCAUCCAUUUGGCAUAUAGAUGUUUCAUAUUUGCUAUGAAAGGACAAUUUAUGUUGACAUAUAGGGGUUAAAGCAUAAAUGUCAUGCCUCUUUGUAUUGUGACUUGGCAUGUGUUUUCAUUAUUCAGGCAUUGCUUUACCCUUUUUCUUGAGCCCUAAAGUUCUUUUUAGGGAUGGUUUUCCUUUUAAGAAUCACAUGGACUGGCAACUUCAUUCUGUCAACAAGUAUGGCUAGCAUAACAGUGCAGUGCUUCUUUUCAUACACAUCUGUUCUUAUGCAGACAGCUUUUGCUCAACUCUCAUUUACUGUGGCGUCAGAUGGCAUUUCAAGAUAUGCCAGCAUCUGAUCUGUAUUCCCUGUUUGUGACAGUGGGCGCAUCCGCACGAGACAUUUACAGCACAGUUGAUUAACUCUACAGUAAAUCUUUCAGUAUCUACAUGUGCACCCCUAUUAGGUCUCAUGAUACUAAUAUACUCUGCUGCGGAGUUUUUUCAUGCACAGCAGUGUAUGUGUAGACAGUGACCCAGCUGCCUGGAGCAUGAGGGUGUGCUUCAGUGCAGGGGCUGCCUGCUGGCUAGCCUGACACUGAAGCACCCUUGCGCCCUAGCCAGCCCCUCCACAGCACAUUCAGCCCAGUUUGAGCAGCCACAGGCUGGCUCCCUGAAACUCUGCUAGCUGGGGCUGCUGCAACCUGGUUCAGUGUGCUGCGGUUUGGGCACAUGUGUAAACCAUCUGCCCGGGAGCUUCCCAGGAGCAAUACACUGUGGAGUAAUAAGCUCUGCAGUUUAUUGCUGUGUGUUAAUGGCACAUAGACAUGCCCCAUAAGUACAAAAGCUGCAACCCUGCAGGCUGAUCACAUAUUAUUGAAAACUUGUCAAUUUUUUCUCAUAUGCCUCAGGCACUGCAAAACCAUUGUUCACCUUAUUGAAAGCCCAUGUCUUCUAUAAAAUCUCUGUAUCCACCCUCUGCUUGCCCUGAAUUGAAGACCUAAUCCUAGUUCUCUAGUGAUUUCUGUGUUUUUUAUCUGGGACUUUUUUGUUGACACUGCAUAUACAACCUGCUUUCUCUCUCUCACACAUACCACAAGUUAUUCUUCAAGUUCCAGGUAUUUUGCCCCUGGGUCACAAAAUGCUUAUCUAUCAGUACUGCUAGUUUCUCCUUCCCCUAGUCUCUUGUACAUACUUCACUGAUGCUGCACUUUCAGCAGCAUUGGUUUCAAGUUCUCCUACUUUUGGUAUUUUUAAUUUUUUCACUGACAGUGAAAGAAUGUAACUGCCUUGUCCCUCUUGUGUUUGUAGGUUUAACAAUGUAGCUGCUCUUUCACCUGCCUCUAAUAUAGCUAGCAAUGAAACACUGAAAGCUGCAAGGGGAUGGGAGAGCAAUCCCCCCAGCUGCUGCUGGUCACACAUCAGAGACCAGCUGGAGAGUAUCAGUUGAAGUGAAAUAGAGGAGGGCAGGGGAUGAGAAUCAGAUUAACAAGCCUCUUGGUUGCUCUGGACAGAGUGGGAGGGCGGAGAAGAGAAAGUAGAAUAUUCUGUGACUGUUGGGAGGGCUGGGGCCAGAGAGGGGAGCUGAGGCUUACCUUCCCUGACCAGGAUACCCUGCAGUCUUGAUGCCAGUUGCUGUAAGUGGGCUGUCACUCCAGUCAGAAGAUAGGCUCCCGGGACACUAGCUGUAGUAGCCCUGUGGUAUGGACUCCUUGGGGUCCCAGUAUAGUGCCCCUCUGAAUUGGCACCCAGGGCUAGUGGUCCAUUUGCCACCCUUUGUCUUGGCAAGCAACUAAAUGCCAUUACCAUAUUUCCUCAUGUAUGUAUGCAUCCCAAUUUUAGCAGCUGAUUUUUGGAAAAAAGUUGUGUGUUCUAUGUGAGAAAGUAUGGUAGGUGCCCAGAAUUGUACCAGAGUUCUGGAUGUGGUCUUACCACAACCUUACACAAUGGUAUUUAUACUUUCUGAUCUUUGCAGAUACACCUCAUCUAAUACAUCCUAGGAUUUCAUUUUCUUUUUUCAUUAUUGUAUUCUAUUGGUGGCUCAGAGCCUGUCUUUGACUAAUGUAUUCAGGUCUUUUGCCUCCCCUAUUAUUUCUAAGUGAUACACCCUCAAAUUAUAGCAGAGAUUCUUGUAAAUGGAUGCCUGUUUUUUUGUUAUUAAAUUAAAUCACAAUUCUGCCCGA